Messenger RNA from Elgaria multicarinata webbii, 3157 nucleotides. It is a transcript of the gene RNF41, whose product is annotated as ring finger protein 41. Gene Ontology annotation, biological process: protein ubiquitination. Gene Ontology annotation, molecular function: ubiquitin protein ligase activity. The transcript has 9 exons. Lineage: Eukaryota; Metazoa; Chordata; Lepidosauria; Squamata; Anguidae. The record is from RefSeq and is a predicted model, not a curated record. Bases 951 to 1904 code for a protein of 317 amino acids. Gene Ontology annotation, cellular component: endoplasmic reticulum tubular network.
GCGAUGAUCGAGGGGGCGGGGGGGAAAGCAGAAAAAAGAAAAGGGAAAAAGAGGACGGGGUUGCGGAGCGACGGCGGCUAAUUCCGAGCGGGGCCUAGAACGAGUUUCUGACUGCAGAGAAAAAUGAUGACUUAGUCUGAAUGAGGAAAAGAGACAAGAAGAUGGGCCACAGUGACAGACUCUUUCAAAAGAGCAACUCAAAGUCAACGUUGUCUUGUUGCUGUUCAGGAAGGAAUUCUAUUACAGAAGAAAUCGAAGUUACUGACAAUGCCGUUAUUUGAAGAUACAAGCAACAGCAAUAUUUCAGAUAACAAUCUCGUCAAAAAAAGAUGCCCAGAUCCCUGCACUCCACUCAGAUGAGUAGACUGUGGUUUUUAAUUGUAGCUGUCUAAUCCUUUUCCCUUCUAUUGUUGGCAUGGAAAUGGAAUUUAAAAAGCUUUACACAGCUGUACCGGCAUUAUAUUGCAUUAGCUACUGCUUGCUGAAUUGCAGUGAGAUGACGUAAUUUGACUAUGGAAAGCAAAGAAGUGCAAUGCACUUUGUGGUGGUGGUUUGGGCUGUGGCCCAAACAAUGCCAAAUAUUUCAAUUUUUUAAAGGAAGAAAAUUUGUUGUUUUGAGGCUAAGGUACUGAUUUCUUAUGACAACAUUACCUGGUUGUUGCUGACUUAAAUGAGCAUUCUCAACAUAAGUUAGUGAAAACUUUUAAUUUCUGUACCAGGCAACAUAACUCCGUGUAAUACCAAAAUAAGUGGCUGCCAGGAACGACAGGAAAAAAUAACAAUUUGGGCAGCAGGGUCCAUGUUGGAUUGGAUAUAUUUAUAAUCUCAUUCACUCAGUGCAUUAACUACAAGAGGCAAAUUAAACUGAUGAUCAUGCUGCUAAAUUGAUAAUGCGGACUACUCUUGCCAUCUGCUUUCUGGUCUUGGGGUUUUGGCAUCGGUGAUGAGAAAUGGGGUAUGAUGUAGCACGUUUUCAAGGGGAUGUUGAUGAAGACCUUAUAUGCCCCAUCUGCAGUGGUGUCUUGGAGGAGCCAGUGCAGGCUCCUCAUUGCGAGCACGCCUUCUGCAAUGCCUGUAUCACCCAGUGGUUCUCCCAACAGCAGACUUGCCCUGUGGAUCGAAGCGUUGUAACUGUGGCUCACCUGCGCCCUGUUCCCCGGAUCAUGCGUAAUAUGCUGUCUAAGCUGCAGAUCACUUGUGACAACGCUGUUUUUGGUUGUACUGCUGUAGUGCGGCUUGACAACCUGAUGUCUCACCUCAAUGACUGCGAACACAAUCCAAAGCGGCCUGUGACUUGUGAACACGGAUGCGGCUUGGAAAUGCCCAAAGAUGAGAUGCCGAAUCAUAACUGCAUUAAACACUUGCGGUCAGUGGUGCAGCAACAACAGACAAGAAUAGCCGAGUUGGAAAAGACUUCAGCAGAACAUAAGCACCAGCUAGCAGAGCAGAAACGUGACAUUCAAUUGUUGAAAGCAUAUAUGCGAGCAAUACGUAGUGUCAACCCCAACCUGCAGAAUUUGGAAGAGACUAUUGAAUAUAACGAAAUCCUAGAGUGGGUGAACUCCUUGCAGCCGGCCCGGGUGACGCGGUGGGGUGGUAUGAUCUCUACGCCAGAUGCCGUACUUCAAGCUGUAAUUAAGCGUUCGUUGGUGGAGAGUGGUUGCCCCACGUCCAUUAUCAAUGAGUUGAUUGAAAAUGCCCAUGAACGGAACUGGCCACAGGGCCUGGCCACCCUAGAAACUCGUCAGAUGAACCGGCGCUAUUACGAAAACUAUGUGGCCAAACGCAUACCAGGCAAGCAGGCUGUGGUAGUGAUGGCCUGUGAGAAUCAGCACAUGGGUGAGGAGAUGGUGCUAGAGCCAGGCCUGGUGAUGAUAUUUGCACACGGAGUGGAGGAAAUCUAAAGACUUAACAGAGAUGAUAAAACAAUGUGCUUGAAAGAAAAAUAUACUUUGUCGAAGCCCACUGAUCCUACCCUGCUAUACCAUGUCAGGGCAUUAUUCUUCUCCAAGUUGAUUUAAAAUGCCACUUCCUAAUUAUACUGGGCAGGUGCCCAGCAACUUAUGCAAAAUGCCGCGUUGCAUUCUCUCACCCUUGCGAAAAUUUACCUCCUGUCUGGUGUUGACACAGGUUUCCAAAUGUCCACAUAAAAGCACAAGGAAUUCCUCUGUGCUCAAGAAAGAGCAGUGGGCUUCUGUCGUAAGAAGUCUUUGAUGUCCUGACAUGAUUGCGUUGUCCCAGAUAGCUUAGUUUCAGGGUGUGACGGGCUUUUGAAUUCUGAUUUACAAUUCUCCAGAGCUAAAUUUUAUUUGGAAGACCCCACCCCAAUUCACUCACACAUGCAUACACACACUUAUUGACUGGUUUCCCAUGUCAUUCUUUAAAGGCAUUUUUGUGCAGGCCGCACACUUUUCCAUCAUGGCCCAUAGUAUCUGACUUUCACACAGUACCUUUAAGGCAAAGCUUUGCAGCCUUUGUGUAGGGAGGGAUGGCAGGGGGUAGGGAGGAGGUUACAAAAAUGCGAAGGCAGAUGCCAAGCCGGGGGGGGUGCAAGUAAUGCCAAAUAUAAUCUGCAUACCAGUAGUGAAAUUUUGGCGUAAAAAGUGAUGUGGAGCCAAAAAACUGACCUGUCAGGAGGACAAUCUCUGCAACCCGUUUGGGAUGUGUGGCCUUACGUUGCACAGGAGACAGCCUUUCCUUUUCAAUAGGACAUAGAAUUCUUUAGCAGUGUACUGUUGCUGCCACCUCUGCAGAGUGAAAUGGAAUUCUCGUCACAGCGCUCGGAUGUCAUCUUCCUCCUUGUACUUUUGAAGUGCCGCUGGUGAUGUCAGGUGCUUUGCUGACCUGUCCUUCCUCAUAGGAUACAAGCCUUCAAGCAGACACUCCGCGCAGUCUGAUCAGAAACAGGCUCCUCUGAAUUGCGUGUGCCAUUUAAGGUUAUCUCAGCAUCAUAACCUUGCAAAGAAAACGGAAGAAAGAACAUUAACCUGGAUGAAACUGUCUUGUCAUUGUAUGUUGGCUGUUUUGAUAAAUCUGCGUGUAAUUUUUUGGGGACAUCUUGAUGAUCGUGUUCAGUAUUUUUGUAAUACUUUUGCCUUUGUAUGUUUCCCUUAUUUUAUUUUUUAAAUACAGUGGCCAGGAAUGUCUUCAAGUCCUA